Molecule: messenger RNA, 3527 nt
Organism: Chanos chanos (milkfish)
Lineage: Eukaryota; Metazoa; Chordata; Actinopteri; Gonorynchiformes; Chanidae
Product: mastermind-like domain-containing protein 1
Exons: 6
Coding region: 23-3037 (1004 amino acids)
Biological process (GO): regulation of transcription by RNA polymerase II
Cellular component (GO): nuclear body
Source: RefSeq, a predicted model, not a curated record
CGUUUUCCAUCACCACUCCAAGAUGCUUCUGGUGUCCCAGCGGCUAGAUUCACCUCGCAUGGACCCGAUAUUGCCAGGAUCACUGAAAAGGAAGCUCAGUGGUGCUACGGAGAGUUCUCCUUUGGUGAACGGGGUGUCUGACACUUCCAUGACCCAGGGCAGUGCUAAGCGGCCGUGCCUAGAGGAUGUUACCCUGGCCAUAGGCCCCAGCUACUCCCAGCCUCCCUUCCCCUCUGGACCAGGGGUAGGCAACCAGGGCAGUGUCCUGGAGGGCAACCGGAUAAACAACAGUAACAACAAUGGUUUGGGGUCUCCAUACUCUAUGCCUCCUAAAGCAAGUCCUGGACCAACACCUGGAGGUGGGGGAGGUUCAGGGAGUAUGGCACAGUCCUUUAACUCAAAGGGAAACUCAAAUGCUCCGUCAGUGGAGCAAGAACUCCAGGAAAUUCUGGAUGAACUUACCAAGAAUCCUGAUCCCUCCUUACCUGAGUUAGACAUUGAGAAGAUUUUGGGAAACAAGACUGAUGAACAGCCAAGUGGCCCUGUAGACUUCAUACAUCCAGAGGGCAGUGGGACACCCAAGCGUUCCCCUCAGAGACCUUCUCAUUUGGAGGCCCACCUUACACGUUCCCCUGGUUUCCCUCAAGCCAACUCUCCCCAGGUUGGCCCAAGUCCUGGUGGAGCUCCGUAUAGCUUACCACACCCUUCCAAACCAGUGCCCUCCCCGCUCUCUGCAUCGCCCCUAUCUUCCUCCUCACAGGGGCAGAACCAGGCACGCUCACCCAUGCUCUCAGCUGCCCUUACCAACCGGCCAGGUUCCAGUUGGCACGAGGUUUCGCGGGCACAGAAGCUCCAGCAGAUGGCUUCGAACAACAAGCACCAUUCUUCUUCUGGGGGUCCCCCUCCCCCUCCACCACCAGCUCAGUCUGGACUGCCCACACUGGGUCAGCAGACCUCCUCUUGGGCAGGACCGUCUCCUCCUUACAGGCCAGGGGACAAACUGCCCAACUCAUCCCCUCACCAACAGCCUUUCAGUCCAGCAGGAAGCAUCCAGAGCCCCCAGAGUUCACUCAUCUCCAGCAUGGCACCUGCACCGUCCACUGGGCCCUCCCCACCUUACCGCCCAGAAAAGCUAGCCAGCCCAGCCCUAGCUCAACCUCCCUUCAGCCCACAAAGCACUCUUUUGCCUGGGAACGCUUCUGCCGGAGGUUCCUGUGUCACCAACCAGGGAUCCCAGGCCAGCUACCUUCCAAACGUACCGCCUGCAUCAGGGACCACAAGGCCAUCUCCAACUUACCGGCCUGACAAACACCCCAGUCCUGCUGGACCACCCCAGCAGCAAACACAGCCUCCUCCCCAGACACACUCCUUCGGCUCACAGAAUGGGCAGGCAACCGGGAUGUCCAGUCAGUUGUAUAAAGCUAUUACCUCUGCUCAGCCUCCCAGUAGCAGUCUGAAACUCCUCAUACAGGCACAGCAGGCGCAAGUGCAGGGAAAACCACAGGUAUCCAUGCAGUCGCAGUUGGGUAAAGCAGCAGGCAACGGCAGUUUGGGUCCAGAGCCUUUCUCCUUCAACAACACUAAACCCUUGAGGCACUUUGACCCCGACCCGUCAGCACCCAAACUAAGCUCCCUCUCCAUGGGGGCUUACCGUAACACCAGCAUGCAGCCAACGCCUCCGACGUCGGCCGCGGGGCAUGCGCGUCUGCUGCAGCAGCGCAUGCAGAGAGGAAUGCAAACAGGAGGGAUGGUGCCUCAUUGCCAAGAGCUGAGCAAUGAGCAGAAUUCCGGGAUGUUACCUCAUCUCCAGGACCCCACCUCAGUGCAGCGUCCUGCCCAGGGUAACAGCUGUAACCUACUGCUGAAGAACCAGCUGAUGCGGAAACAGCUUCAACAGCAGGAAAAGCAAAGACAGAUUGAGCAAAUGAAUGGAGGGCAGAUGCCAGAUUGCCAGCAGGUGGCACCAUUUCAAGGUUCAGCUCGUCCACUCCCUCCAGAAUGUGGUAGUUACCCCAUGGGGGGUCCCCAGCCCAACUCCUCCAUGCUCUCCCACACUGGACCCCUACCCCCUGGGCGUAUGGGUAUCUCUCCUGGCACCCUCCCCCAAACAGGCCAUCCUACUGGGACCUUCAUGGGUAACACUGGCUCCAAGCAGCCUCUCUACCACCCAGCCCAGGACUUUGGAAUGCCCAUGCAGCCAACCCAGGGCAUGAUGGGAAUGGGUGGUCCUCCAAGGCAGCCGUCACAUCCGGGUCCGGGCGCGCUUCGUCCAGGGAUGCCUGGUCCAAACCUCGCGGGGAACUCAGUGCCCACUCACCAUCUUCGCCAGGCCUUGCAUCAAGGAGGUGCUAUGCCUCCGCGAGGGAUGUUCACUUCCCAGCAACAGGCUCAGCUCUGGCAGCACCAGCAAGGGGUACAACCUCCUCAUAUGGACCCUUCCAACAAUCAUCACCCCUUCCCCGGCGGCAGCGCGCCUCCCGGUUGCGGGGCUCCGUCCUCCCAGUUCUCACAGCUCCCCCAGCGGCCAGGGAUGCCUGCAAACUUUGUUACUCAUCAGACUCCCGGAACCCGGCUGCCCCCGCCCAACCAGGUGGUGGCUGGAAUGGGUGCCAGACACAUUCAGAGGAUGCCCGCCGCAGGGCAGCCGCUGCCCUCCAUGGGCCAACAAGGCCUCAGGCUCCGGGGGCCUCUCUCAGCCCUGGCUGUCAUGAAGCCAGGGGCACCAAACAUGAUGCACCCACCACAUGGCAUGGCCCCCCCCAGCUACCCAACAUCCUCCACCGGUAAACACAUGCUGACACAGGGCUACGGCCCCGGUCACAACCCUGGCCACCACAAACUGUCCCCCUUUGACUUUUCUCCCCAGCAUCAGGCCAAUGGGACCAUGGUUGGGGUUCCGAGGGGACCUGGUGAGGGAGGUGGUGGAGGAGGAGGAGGAGGAGAAGUAGAUUUCAUUGAAACGUUGGUGGGCGGCUCCAGCGAGGACUGGCUGAAUAAUCUAAACAUGAUAGAUGAAUACUUAGAGCAGAACUCAUAGAGCUAGAAAAAUGCUUUUUUUUUGUUUGUUUGUUUGUUUGUUUCAGUAGCACCAUGUAGUGAGAGCUAAAGCCCACCUUUCUGGAACAUUCUCAGCUGUACUUGACCAGGACGGACUGGGCACGUUCACAAUAUACGACGCCAAACCUCCGGAGUGUAGCUUCUUACCCUCGGACCUGUUCAGGCCCUUUAGUAAGCAACGUGAGCGAGGUGUUGCUGAAGAGGUCUGUACUGAGGAAGUGUUGUCACAAAUGCUUCAUACCCUUAAAUCAACAUUCCUAACCACACGCUGUGUUAAGGACCACGUACGACUGUUUCAACUGCCGCCCUCAUUCUCUGAAGAACAUUUUUAAUGGCUAUCAAUCUUUUGUUUGGCUCACAUGCUGUGUAGUGCAGGGACAGCGAUGUUUCCCAGGAAUGCAAAGAAUGCAUUCAUUGAAUGCAGUCCAAAACAAAACAGCCAGGUUCAGUUCACAAUGGAAAGACUAUAU